Molecule: messenger RNA, 360 nt
Organism: Prorocentrum cordatum
Lineage: Eukaryota; Dinophyceae; Prorocentrales; Prorocentraceae
Source: the annotation of a GenBank genome assembly
AUGCGCAUCGCGGGGGCGAUGAAAGACAGGCGUGGUGAUGCUUCGUUGUUCUUGCCAUCGUUCUAUCAGGGGCACUUCAAGGACCUGCCGAAAGAGGCUGCCCGAGAAGUGCGAGAUCCUGUGUCCGUCCACAGCCCUGCGGCUGACGAGACCUGCCGUGAUUGCCGCGGGGAGCCGUGCACGAGCGGUGUGGCGCCAGGACGUCCGACUUGCCCGAGGGUCGGCGGACGCCUCGCCGACCGCCUCUGGCCUGAUAUCAAGAUCGAUGGGCCACGAGGCAUAUCCGGCAUCCCGAAUCCUUCCAUUCGUGGUCAGACGGGGUCCACCUGCGGCCCUUGCAGCCAGAGCUCUUGCUGCUGA